AUAAUUACAGGGGAGGGGGGUGAAUGAGCCAAUUGGAAGCUGGGGAUGAUUAGGUGGCCAUGGGGGACAGAUGGGGAAUUUACCCAGGACACCAGGGUUAACACCCCUAGUCUUACAAUAAGAGAUUCCAUCUGAAAGACGGCACCAUACACAGGGCAAUGUCACUGCCCUGGGGCAUUGGGAUUGUUGUUUAUUUUUACACCAGAGGAAAGAGUGCCUCCUACUGGCCCUCCAACACCACCUCCAACAACAGCAUCUGGUCUCCUAUCCAUGGACUGGUCAGGACCAACCCUGAUUAGCUUCAGUGGCAAGCCAGCAGUGUGAUGCAGGGUGGCAUGAAUAAGGUGUGAUCACCGUGAUCUAUCGGAGGUGCUGGCUUGUUCUAAGAAGAGACUCCAGUAAAGGGCCCAAGAGAUUGGAGAGGUUCUCAAAUGAACAGGCGGCUAACUGCCAAUGUCACCACAAAGUAGGCAAUCAAACUGAAAUACUGGAGUGGUCUUGAAAUACUGGAGUGGUGUACCACUGUGGUCUUGUUUGGAGAUUUGUUUUGUUCCCCCCCCCCCAUGAUUAUCAAUAACAUUGAGAGUUGUGGUUAUUUUGUUGAUUUGUGAAAAUGAGAGUCAUUGCACACUCAAAUGUACCACAGGGUCUCGACAACAAAAUGAGAAGAGAUAUAUAUUUAGAAGUAUAAAGAAGAUUUGCUCACUGUUUGCUUGCCGUGAGCUUAAAUUGACAUAUAGCUUUGUGGCUUUGUAGAUAUUAAAUAACUAUGUUUCAACCACAGAGAUCCUAUUAAAAAUUAUAUGGGUAAUUCUAUAGUUUCAACAAUCUGAUAAAGCCUGUGUUGGUUGAAGGGUUGUUAUUAUAUAAUGAAAGCUUUAUUAUUGAAGGGCACUUUCGGGAGCAACAAACAGGGCCAUUAUUGUGUCAUGUGUCCUAUAUUCUCCCAGGUGACAGACCUCACAAAAAUAAGAAAUGUUACCAGACCCCCACGGGGUAAAAAGAAAUACGCUGUGGUUCUGACUUUCAAUGACGACUCACCAAAGGCUUUCGCAUGUGAUUCAGAGUUGGACGCCAAGGAAUGGUGCAAAGUGCUACAAAUGGAAUGUCUGGAGGCUAAAAUGACUGACCUGACCUUGGAGGAGCCAGUCCUAUUUAACAUGAACCUACAUCGAGAUCACAGAGAGCAGUUCCACGUAUUCAUGAAGCCAUCACAGUGUAUGGAUUUCAACGGGGAAUGUAAUCUUCAGAUCACUUGUGACACUCUCUUGCUGUGGGACACCCAGAACCCUGGUCUCAAAAUCACAUCCUGGCCACUGCGGUCACUUCGCCGUUAUGGUCGGGGUCAAAACUGGUUCACAUUUGAAGCUGGGAGGAUGUGUGACACUGGAGAGGGACUCUUCACCUUUCAGACACCAGAGGGAGAACGGCUCUAUCAUAGAGUGAAUGAGGCGGUGUUAGCCACUGUGGAGCAAGAGGACUGGCUAUGCUGUGAUGAGAGGAAGACAGGCACGGAGAGGAGAACCAGAGAGUCUACAAUACCUUGGUCUCUGUGCUGACACUGCUGAUUCUGAUGGUCCAGUCACAAUCCUUGAUCCCAUUUGAAAUCAGAUUAAAUAUAUUCACUGUAUAUCAGUUUGAUAGUCAUAGUUGUUUUUUGAAACAAUGUUCAGAUAUGAAGGAAUUACGUAAACACCAAGGACUACAUAUUUAUGUACUGGAAUCCUUCAGUAGAUUUUUAGGUAAAACUAUCAAAGUUAUCCAUUUUAGUCUGCUUUUUGCAUUUUGAUAGUUUGUGUGAAUAUUAGUUUUUGAUUUUAAUAGUACAGGUAACUGCCAAAAUAAAGUAAACACUUGAUUCCUGAGUUAAUGAAGCAAUUAACAUCCCAUCAUACUUAGGAUCAUGUGUAAAAAUGCCCAGUUGCCCAUUAUUUUAGCUACCAUGGCUAUACGAAGAGAUCUCAGUGACUUUGAAAGAGGGGUCUCAGAGGAGAACAGGGGGUUUAAAGUGUGUGUGUCUCAGUCACCAGAUCUCAACCCAAUUGAACAAUUAUGGGAGAUUCUGCAGGGCAUGCGACAGCAUUUUCCACCACCAUAAACAAAACACCACAUUUCUGGUGGAAGAAUGGUGUACACUUGUCGAAUCAAUGCCAAGGUGCAUUGAAGCUGUUCUUGCAGCUCGUGGUUGCCCAACGCCCUAUAAGACACUUGGUGUUUCCUUUAUUUUGUCAGUUACCUGUACAUUACUGUUGAAUUUAUUAAUGUUAAUAAAUGAGUUAUUAAAAAUUAUUAAAACCAA
Molecule: messenger RNA, 2299 nt
Organism: Salvelinus namaycush (lake trout)
Lineage: Eukaryota; Metazoa; Chordata; Actinopteri; Salmoniformes; Salmonidae
Product: docking protein 5-like
Exons: 6
Coding region: 870-1559 (229 amino acids)
Biological process (GO): positive regulation of MAPK cascade; cell surface receptor protein tyrosine kinase signaling pathway
Cellular component (GO): cytoplasm
Source: RefSeq, a predicted model, not a curated record